UAUAUCCACGUUGGCACUAACGCUGUUGUGUUUAGUCUGCGGAAAUCUGUGGACUGAGAGGCUGGCUACUUGCAAAAUUCAAAUCAGGUUUAACUCAAGGUUUAGAGUUGGAAACUUGGAUAAGAAGAGGGAAGUUACAUACGUAGUGUGUUACCAUAACACAGAUAAGUGUGUCAUUGACAGUUUUGGAGGUUGUAAUUUCGCGGUUUGCCUCGCGUGAGCUAAGGACAUCCCUAGUGACGGUAAAAUCUGUAAAUUAUGCUGAUUAGGCUUGUUUUUUUUUACCUGAGUGGGUAGAACAUGAGUCAUGGAAUUGUCUAACCACAGUCAAUUGAGUGCGUGAUGAAUAAAUAUCGGUAGUCAACCGGGAGUAGGUUAUUCUCCAGAGACUCACGCAGUUACGCACAUCAGCGAAGAUGUUUAUGUUGUACGUUGCGGUCUUCUUAGCAACUUUCUCCGCUGUGCCAUGCUCUGGCCAGUACUCGGCUCCCACGUAUCCCUGGAAAGAUGCAGAGACGGGUGAGGCAGUAACUUGCGACAAAUGUCCCCCGGGGAUGUACGUGGGCACCCACUGUUCGAGGCAUAUUCCCACCCGGUGUCUUCCUUGCGGCAAGUCUCAGUACACGGAGUUCUGGAACUACAUAGAGGAAUGCCUGGUGUGUGAUUAUGCUUGCUCUGAGGUCCAAGAAGAGGUUAAUGCCUGUAACGCCACACACAACCGUGUGUGCCGCUGCAAGGAGGGGUACUUCUCCACCCUUGACUUCUGCCUGAGGAGUACCGUAUGCCCACCAGGGGAAGGAGUAGAAACUGCAGGAACGCGGGAGCGGGACGUGGAGUGCGCGCAGUGUGAGAGGGGCUUCUUCUCCAAAGUGUCCUCCAGCACUGCCAGAUGCCAGACCCAUUCAGUGUGUGCUGACAACCAGACGGUCAUCCCUGGCAACGACAUCCACAACACUUUCUGCUCCUCCUGCAAGGCCAACAGCACCCACACACAAGACAUUAAAGUGUGUAACCAGGAGAUGGUGCGGUUUGUUCUGGACCGGCUGCACUCGGACAGGCAUACCCAGAGGCUGCUGCGGGUUCUGAGGCGUGUGAACCGGGUGGGUUCCGCGGGCCUGGAGCUGCAGGACCUGCUUGAUGUCCUGGUGGGAAAGAAGAGCCCGUCAGGCCUGAAGGUUCUGCUGGACGCACUGGACCGAGCCCGGCUUCCCCACCUGCACCGCCUCGUCACCAAAUGGUUCACAGCGCAGGGCUCCAUAUAGCACAGCCUCCACCUCAUUCACUGUGUGUACAAUAGAUCACAUAUUUAAUGUGUAAAAUGGGAAGAACAGAUUUUAUAUAUUUUUUAUGCUGCAGAUAAAUAAUAUAUUGAACACCGAAAUUAGAUAUAAAACCAUAUUUUUUAUAAAAUGUGCACUCCAAGUGAGACUUUCAUUGCAUCCCCGUUUGUUGUCUGUCUCUGUCUCUGUCUCUGCUGUCCCUAUCAAGGCUGUCCCUAUCAAGGCUGUCUCUAUCAAGGCUGUCUCUCAUCAAGUUUUCUCAUGUAUGCUGCCUUGCAUGUGACUGUAAAUGGAAGGGAAUACCACUCUAUAAUGACUUUGAAAUGAAGCCUGUGUGUGUGUGUUCCCUCAGAAGAGGGUGAUAUAUUUGAAUUAUAAAAACAAAAAAAACAUUAAUUGUUCAGAACAAAUGAAUGGCGUUCAGACAAAACCCUGUCAUUUUUUUGGACUUUAAAAAACAUGAAGGGUUACUGCUUGGACUCAGUGUUGUUGGGGAGAGUUAAAUAACAUGAAGGGUUACUGCUUGGUCUCAGUGUUGUUGGGGAGAGUUAAAUAACAUGAAGGGUUACUGCUUGGUCUCAGUGUUGUUGGGGAGAGUUAAAUAACAUGAAGGGUUACUGCUUGAUCUCAGUGGGGAAAGUUAAAUAACAUGAAGGGUUACUGCUUGGUCUCAGUGUUGUUGGGGAGAGUUAAAUAACAUGAAGGGUUACUGCUUGAUCUCAGUGUUGGGGAGAGUUAAAGAAUGUUUCUGUCAUUCUUGUCACUAUAAUUUCAUGCGUCUUUGUGAGAUGUCAGUACCAUGGCUCUGGACCUGAAGUUGUUACAGUGUAAGUGUAGUGUAUGUAUGUGAAAAUGUAAAGCGUGUAUGAAAUGCAAUAAAGUUUUGUGUUUAUCUACA
This is a messenger RNA of Clupea harengus (Atlantic herring), 2178 nucleotides long. Its product is annotated as tumor necrosis factor receptor superfamily member 6B. Gene Ontology annotation, molecular function: protein binding. The record is from RefSeq and is a predicted model, not a curated record. Lineage: Eukaryota; Metazoa; Chordata; Actinopteri; Clupeiformes; Clupeidae.